Lactuca saligna is the source of this 676-nucleotide messenger RNA. Lineage: Eukaryota; Viridiplantae; Streptophyta; Magnoliopsida; Asterales; Asteraceae. The record is from the annotation of a GenBank genome assembly.
AUGAAUAAUGAUUUUGUGAAUCGAAAUGGAGGAAGAAGUUCUUCUUCUUCUUCAGGGAUUAGGUUGUUUGGGUCUCAACUUGAUCAACCUCAAAGUCAAAGGGAUGGUCAUGUUGGUGUUGGUGCUGACGUGUCAUUGGAAGGUGAACAUGGUGGGCCCGGUUUGGGUUUGGGUUUUGAUUCAAGAUUGGGAUUUGGACAACUCCACCCUUGUGCAAAUAGGUCCAGCAUUGGUUCUGAUGCAACCCCGUCUUGUAGAGAGGUUGUGGGACCCUCAAGAACAUCGCAAGGCGGUUUUCAUGCACCAUAUUAAUUGACUAUUAUUAUAUACAGCUGUCAAAGCUCAAAUUUACUUGAAAUAUUUUCAAAAGCUGUAUAAAAAAAAAAACAACCAUUAUUUCCAAGUUUGAUUACCCUCCUCAACCACCGAAAUUCAUUAUUCUGUUUCUCAUUUAACACCAUUUAUACAGGUCAACCAUUUUGAUAAAUAUCUGAUGUGUACGUCGUGCUAUGGAAUUUGUACCUUGUCCUGAGUUUUAUAUUUAUAUUUUAAUAUGGAAAAGGCCUACCAAUAAUCCAUCUCAAAAGUAGUUGUAUCCUUGUGGCUAUAAUUGAGCAGUUGAAAUUUGAAAAGUAAUGAAAUUUUAUAAAUAUGGGUAAUGAUUGAUGAAUGUGAC